Molecule: messenger RNA, 564 nt
Organism: Aspergillus melleus
Lineage: Eukaryota; Fungi; Ascomycota; Eurotiomycetes; Eurotiales; Aspergillaceae
Exons: 3
Coding region: 1-564 (187 amino acids)
Source: RefSeq, a predicted model, not a curated record
AUGGAUCGUCUCGAAGGUGCCACCCUUUUUAAACUCGAGGGCUCUACCAUCACAGUUGCCAAUGAGGACUUCAACUUGAGAACUCUUUUCUCGGAGAAAAUGUGCGACGCAUUGGGACAACGCAAAGCUGUUUUUUUUGGCGAGCGAAUCUCCGACCAGGUCCCUGCCGCCAUCAAACUGAGAUACCAGAUGAACCCGAGAGGCGUUGUAAGCGCGAGGCAGAACCCCUGGGUUAAAGACUUCGCAGGAACAAUCUUCCACCGCGAGGUAGAUGGGCUGAACGAUACGUCUACCAUCAGCGGUAUACCCGGCCUGUUGGCGCAAGAUACGCUCGAGCAAACCUCUUCGGACGAAUACCCCGGCGGAUAUUUGCAUGUCAUCGUCACCCAGCUGAUGCCUGGUAGGCCCAUUGAAGACUAUCACAACAUCAGCGCAAGCGAGGGCAAGCAAAUAGAAGGGAAAGUCGUUCAAAUUCUGGAGGAUGUGCGCGCCAGCGGCUGGUGUGUCACCAGUGGGGGCCAGGAUGAUGCGAUCUACGGUCGCAACACAAUGACCGUGUAUUAG